This is a messenger RNA of Cylicostephanus goldi, 668 nucleotides long. The record is from the annotation of a GenBank genome assembly. Lineage: Eukaryota; Metazoa; Nematoda; Chromadorea; Rhabditida; Strongylidae.
AUGGCACUUUGUAACAACACCCGGACACCGUCUUAUGAUUGUAAGCUUUGUUUAUCAACUCUUUCUAUCACCUAUUUUGAUAUCCAGACUUUCUCAUCAUUCCAAAUAGAGGAACAUUCGCAGUGCAAAUAUGAUUCAGCAUCAAUUUAUGAUGGUGGCGACACCAAUGCGCCUCUUGUCGGUAUUUUUUGCGGGGUCACCGCUCCACCAAUGUUCAUGUCGUCAACAAACCAGCUCUUUCUUACCUUCUCUUCUGAUGCGUCCGUAUCUAGGCAGGGUUUUGAAGCACAUUACUCAUCAGGUAUAUUGUGCGGAGGACGUUUAACGGCUGAAUCAUCACCGGGGCAUAUUUACUCGCAUGCUACUUUUAGCGAUAGUAAAUAUGGAAAAAGUCAGGAUUGCUGGUGGAGGAUAAGUGCUCGCUCACGUCAUCGUGGUGUGCGCAUACAAUUCAACUCAUUCACAUUGGAAGCUGAAGAAAGGUGCCAGUAUGAUUAUGUGGAGAUCUAUGACGGUUCUGAACCUGUACAACAUCGCCUGUUUGGGAGAUACUGUGGUGACCAGAUUCCUGAAACCGUGACUAGUACAGGUGGGUUGCUCCACAUCCAAGUUUUGUUUACUUUUUUCGUGUUUGCACCAACAUCUGUCCACGAUUAUCAUUGCUAGGC